Messenger RNA from Trichoderma aggressivum f. europaeum, 2034 nucleotides. RefSeq lists its product as uncharacterized. The coding region runs from base 1 to 2034 and encodes 677 amino acids. Gene Ontology annotation, molecular function: aldehyde-lyase activity; carbohydrate:proton symporter activity; zinc ion binding. The transcript is spliced from 10 exons. NCBI's taxonomy places the organism in Eukaryota, Fungi, Ascomycota, Sordariomycetes, Hypocreales, Hypocreaceae. Gene Ontology annotation, biological process: carbohydrate metabolic process; transmembrane transport; carbohydrate transport. Gene Ontology annotation, cellular component: membrane. The record is from RefSeq and is a predicted model, not a curated record.
AUGCCGUCGACCGGCUGGUACACCAUCGGCAUCGCGUCGUUUGCAUCGAUUGGCACGUUCUUAUACGGCUAUGAUACGGGUAUUGUUACUACGACAAUUGCCCAUGCCAGUUGGGCGGCUUACAUGGGCAACCCAUCUUCUGCUCUUACGGGAGCUGUUGGCGCCAUCUACAUAGCUGGCGAAGCAGUCGGUGCCUUAUCGCAAAUCUUAGUUGCCGACAAACUUGGACGAAUUCGCUUCAUGCAACUUGCAGCCGUUAUUGUAACGAUUGGGGCCAUCUUGCAGACCGCAUCAGUCAAUAUUGGCAUGUUUCUUGCAGGGCGAGUUAUCUCGGGAGUUGCCGUCGGAGCAUUGAGCGGUACUGUGCCUGUCUACCUCUCAGAGAUCGCACCCCCCAAAAACCGAGGACUUAUCGGCGGUCUCUCUGGUGUCGGCCUUUCAUCCGGCAUAAUGCUUGCAAACUGGGUCGGCUAUGCCUGUGGUUAUGCUCCGUAUGGUGCAGUCCAGUGGCGUCUCCCAUUGGGUCUCCAGCUGCCCUGGGGCAUUAUCUUGUUCAUCGGCUUGGCUACCUUCAUGCCCAACUCCCCGCGUGAAAUGAUUCAUAAGGGCAAGAUCCAGGAAGCCCGACAAGAGUUUGCGAGAAUUCGAAGCGAUUUACAUUCCCAGGAGCUACAUGAAGAAUUCGGACUUAUGCGAAGGCAAAUCGAAUAUGAGCGGUCGCGGGAACUCACCUCGUUUCGUGAGAUCUUCAAGCUAUAUCGGCAUCGCGUCUUGGUGUCUGUCAGUGUGCAGGUUUUAACGACUGUAACGGGCGUCAAUGUCAUUCAGUACUACCAAACAAUUCUCUAUAAGUCGUUGGGCAUUAAUUCCCAAACUAUCCUCGCGCUCACCGCGGCCUGGGGAACAUGUGCCUUCAUCUCCAACGCCAUCGCUGUCAACUUUCUUCCAGAUAAACUAGGCCGUCGCAAAAUGCUUCUCUUCGGGCUGACUUGUGUCAUUGUCACCGAGAUCUAUGCCGCUAUUAUGCAACUCAAAUUCCAGAACACGGAUAACCGCGUUGGCAAGGGAUUUGCCAUUCUAGGAAUCUUUUUGUUUGUUAUCUUUCCUCUCGUCAAAGAAAACAUGACUGCAAGUUCGAAGAACGAAACGAAUAGUGCCAAUGGCAAGGCGAACAACUUGAAAACGAACCGUGCCAAGGUUAUCGUGGAUGCUGCGUACGAGGGAGGAUACGCAAUCCCGGCCGUCUGUUGCUACAACCUCGAGGCUGUAGUGGCUACAGUUCGAGCAGCCGAAGCCAAGCGCUCGCCAGCGCUCAUACAGCUCUUCCCAUGGUCAAUCGAAUACGCAGAUGCGCUUCUUUUGCACGCAGCGGCCGAGGCAGCGGAUAAGGCGAAUGUGCCAAUUGGGGUGCACAUGGACCACGCGCAAGACCCUGAAAUCAUCCGGCGAGCGGCAGACUUGGGCGGAUUUGACGGUAUUAUGGUAGAUAUGAGUCACUACGGGCGUGACGAGAACAUGCGCCUGAGCAAAGAGCUGGUUGAAUACUGCAAUGCUCGCGGCAUCAUUACCGAGUGCGAGCCGGGUCGCAUCAACGGCACCGAAGAUGGCAUCCAGGAUACAGAGGACUUGGAGGAGAUUUUGACAACACCAGAGCAAGCCGAAGAGUUUGUAGCUCUAGGGAUUGAUUGGCUAGCGCCAGCCUUCGGUAAUGUCCAUGGCGCAUAUGGACCCAAAGGACCUCAACUCGACUUCCCACGACUGGAGCGCAUUGCCGCUCACGUAGGCUCACGAGUGCGGCUAGUUCUACACGGAGCACACGAGAAAUACUUUCAGGCUGAGCUUCUCUCCAAAUGCAUCUCAUACGGCAUGGCGAAAGUGAACAUUAAUGGGCCAGUAGCUGCGGCUUAUAUGGAAGUCGGUGCUAGGUUGAUAGGCAAGGAGCCGCUGACAACGGUCAUGGAGGAGCAGACAAAAGCCAUGCAAAAGGUGAUUGAAGACCACAUGGACUGGCUCAAGUCAGCCGGCAAGGCGUGA